AGAGGACUGUGAGGAACGAAUGACGCGGCACACACCUCAGCCAUUUGCAAUUGUAUGAGCAUUUGAACAAUUUGGUCCAACAGUGCACCGCCCCUGCUAUUUCCUAUCAAAAAUCCAAGUCCUUGCCGGACGAUUCUCCGAUAUAUCACUAUAUCGCCUUGAGACAAAAAAAUUUUAACUUUGCGCUACGCAAUCACAGCGAUGGAUCUUCUUGUCAAAUGUUAAUGAAUAAUAAGUUUUUCACUGUUAGAUCCAAUCUUUCCCCUUGAAUUUCGACGUAAAAAUCAUUUACAUAUCUUGUCUUUCACAUAUACGUAUGUACAUCGCUGUUCUCAUCUUUUCAUAAAUCUCUGCUCACAAUAGUCCUUUCAAGUUCAAACAUAAGACUAAACGUCUGGCUAAACUCGAAAUAUCCGUGUGCCUGAUACAUAAAUAACGGCGUAAGAGAGUCUGUCAGUCUUGGAAGAAACGCGUAUCGCUAAAGAUCCUAUAAAUUAUCACGUUCUAUACCUCUCCAGUUACUUCAGAAGUAUCGCCUUCUAUAAGUGGCGCGAGUAAGCUCUCCUAUAACUAACUGAAUAUCUAACUUAUCGCAUCCAGAAGUAUGUGAUUUCCUACCUGUUCCAGACCGUUUUAUUACACGUCAUAUCCACGAACGCUAACUCUGUUGCGUGAGAUCGCCUCCCACUGCACCUGUUUGCUCCUUACCGCAACCGGCCUCCAUGUAUAAUGCAAACAAUAAUUGUCAUCGUUGAAUCAACCAGCAAUGCAAGAAACCAGCAGCGAAAUCAACAACCUUGUCCGCGAGUGUAACGCCGAAUAUGAUUUAUUAAAUUGUUCGUGUGUACAAGAUAAUUUCAUACGGAUUCAAACGUCCGCAAACGGCCAGUUGUGUUCGACGCGAUAUAGCAAUGUUUUGUACUGAACGAAUAUCCUUCUGUUAAAUUUUAUUAAACUCUAUUUCGUUCGUACAAAGUACACAGUCCCUUGAAAUUAUGCCGAAAAGAAUAACGCCGGAGAAAGUGAUCGACAUCGUUUGGUUUAGCGUAGCUUUGACUUUCUGUUGGCCGCCUCCUAUCAAUAGCAGCGGAACGCGAACUCUGGUUCACAAAAUUUUGCAGAUGAGUGGCGUUAUUAACGCUUGCAUGCUGCUCCCGCCGCUGUUAUAUUCGAUUUAUCUGCAUCUAGACGAUAUAAUCAUUGUUUCUGAAUGUAUCUGUCUGUUUAUGGUUGUAAGUCAAAUUGUGGUUCAGACUGUUAUAUGUUUCAUCAAUCACGAUUCCCUGCAACACGUAGUCGAGGAAAUGACAGUCUGCGUUAAACAAGCGCGAGAAUACGAAAUGGAAAUUUUUUCCAAGCAUAUCGCGCGAUGCAGCGUCUUUUAUGCAAGUUCUAUGGUAUGUAUUUACUUGACCGCGACUGCCUUUUCGAUAGGACCUGCAGCCUUGCCGCUAUCCUUCCCAAGCGAAGCGGAAUAUCCAUUUCGCGUUAAUUAUACGCCAGUAUACCUUAUCAUCUACACGCAACAGUCUAUCCUCAGCUAUCAAUGCGCAGCACAUGUAUGCUUAAGCAUGUUUGGAUCGCUUCUGCUUUGGUUUACCGCCGCGAGAUUCCAGUGUUUGGCCAUGGAAUUAAAAAAGACGUCAGACGUUAGUACCCUGAUCGUUUGCGAUGUACCGCCAAUGGUGAAAAUACAGUUCGUAACUCUAUGCCUCACUUUACUUACGGAGAUUUAUGUAUACGCGUGGUCAGCCGAUUACAUGAAAGAUAUGAGCAUAAAUGUCUCACGAAGCGCAUACGACACGAUAUGGUAUAAACAAACGUUGGAAGUGCAAAAAAAUUUGUCGAUCGUGCUGGUAUAUCAAGAGCCAGUAACUCUCUCUGUCAGUUGUAUAAUACCAGAGCUUUCUUUGCGUUAUUAUUGUUCGGUAAGGACCACAUAUCGAUUAAUACUUGCUGCAAUAGAACAAAUAAAAUUCUACAGCUAAAUUUGGCAAAAAAUUUUCAAAUAAAUCAAAUGCCAUAUUUGACGUUGUUCGGUUACAUGCAACGGUAAACGUAAUUGCAAUUUUUCAAAUUGUUAAUUUUACUUUUAAGACACUGUUCGCAUUUUCAGUUGAUCGCGAUGCAGCCUCAUUGCCAGAGUGUAAAUGAUAUUCUGUCUAAUGUUCUGUUUGCAAGAUUUCUAUUAUCAAUAUCACUUAACUAUGAAUAUAGUGUCCAUAUAGAUCCAUAUUACAUAUUCUUCUUUUAUUCAAAUUGCCAUAAAACUGGCAUAUAACUGCAAUCUCUUUAAUUGUAAUCAACGAACUAAUCAAAGAUGACAUAUAAUUAACAAGCUGAAAAUAUUUCAGUAUCUGUCCAAUACUUUCUCCAUCUUCACUGCUUUGCGUGUGGUGAUCGAAGAUAAUGCGGAAUAAAUGCGAGUAAAAGAAUAUGGACACUGUUUUAAUCGUAUAUUACAAAACGAUGCUUUUAUCGUGGUAGUUGCGAUUAAAAUCACAAUUGCAGAAUGAGCCCUGUAACCACUACAGUAUUAUAGAAAACAAGUUCCUAUCAAGCUGUAAUUUGUUUUUAAUACGAUAGUACAAUAUAAUUAUAAUAGUUGCAUUAUUUGUAAUUAUCCGAUUUAUCAUAGUUGUUUCGUAUAAUGUAACCACCAGCUUUUGUUUUAUCGGUAAUAUCGGUUGAGAUCAUAGGUCCGUACGCAUUUGUAAUUGAAUCAAAAUAAAACGAAACUAACGUUA
Messenger RNA from Bombus impatiens (common eastern bumble bee), 2747 nucleotides. RefSeq lists its product as uncharacterized. Bases 996 to 1988 code for a protein of 330 amino acids. The record is from RefSeq and is a predicted model, not a curated record. Lineage: Eukaryota; Metazoa; Arthropoda; Insecta; Hymenoptera; Apidae. Gene Ontology annotation, cellular component: plasma membrane. The transcript has 4 exons. Gene Ontology annotation, molecular function: olfactory receptor activity; odorant binding. Gene Ontology annotation, biological process: sensory perception of smell; detection of chemical stimulus involved in sensory perception of smell.